UGACAGAAUGAAAAGUGUGUGUGUGUGUGUGUGUGAGAGGCAGAGAUAAUGAAGCAUAGAACUGCAGAGACAAAAAAAGGCACCACGCUGAGUCUUUUAUAAAAAUGUUGCCUUUUCUCUGGAAGCACUGGCUGAGAGUUUUGGGUGGAUGUUGGGGGCGGGGGUGGUGAGGUGGGAUGGGUGAGCUGGGGGUAUGGCGAGAGAGAGAGAGAGAGAGAGAGAGAAAGAUAGAGAGCGAGAGGAGGGGGAAAGUAAAUGUGCUGCCUCUCCCUUUCUCCCUCUCCUCUCUUUUCCCUCUGUGUCUCACUUCUCUCGUCACUUCGUUCUCUGGAUUCUCCCCGAGCUGAAGAAGAGGGAGGAAAGAGAAGGAAAAAGACCAGAAGAACAAGAAAGAAUAUGAAAAAGAGGAUGGUUGAGCUGUUUGUGGGACUAAACCGGAGUAGUUAAGUGCUGCAUUGGAAAGGGAGAGAAAAAUUGGAGGUAAAGAAGAAGACCAGACCGAGGAGAGGAGGAGGAGGGAAUUUGGGAAAGCCAGUGAGCCACCGUGCUGGAACAACAAGAGAAGAGAGAAAGAGAGAGACAAGAAACAAGUGGUGAAAGUUAUCAGGAUUCUCGGAAAGACCGAGUUAGAAAGCAAGAGUUAGUGGGAGGUGAAGAAUAAGCAAAAGAGUAGGGAAGAAGAAAGGGGAAUAAGUGGAAAGGAAAGUCAUCCUUGGUACAGAGACCACAUCUGCAGCUGACAGGUGAACCUUGGUUAGCCAGGAUGGACAAAGUGGAGCGUGUGAUGAAGAUGGUGAAGAGGAUGUCGCCUAGGAAGAAGAGGAGAGAAGGAGGAGGAGGAAGAGGAGGAGGACCUGGAGAGCUGGAGAGCCCGGACACCCUGUGUGACGAACUCUGCCGCUUCAGCCUCUGCAUCAGUGAUGACGGGCCAUAUGGAAAAACAAAGGAUAUCUCUGGACCAGACCAAACCAUGGCCUCAAGAAGACACAGUAUACCAGAAGCUCUGCGGGGGGUGACCAUGGUGGAGCUGGUGAAGAAAGAAGGGAGCACGCUUGGCCUCACCAUCUCAGGAGGAACUGACAAGGAUGGGAAACCACGGGUAUCAAACCUACGGCCUGGGGGUCUGGCAGCCAGGAGUGACCAGCUAAAUGUUGGUGACUACAUCAAGUCAGUGAAUGGCAUCAAUCUGACCAAACUGCGGCACGAAGAGAUCAUCAGUUUACUGAAGAACGUAGGAGAGAGAGUUCUGCUGGAGGUGGAGUAUGAACUGCCUCCUACAGCACCAGACAGCACCUCAGGGGUUAUUUCAAAGACAAUCGACAUCUGUUUGCACAAAGAGGGGAACAGUUUUGGUUUUCGUCUUACAGGCGGCACACAGGAGGACUGGCACAAAUCUCGCCCCCUAGUGGUCACCUAUGUCAGGCCAGGAGGUCCAGCAGACAGAGAGGGCACGCUGCGUCCUGGUGACCGUCUCCUCAGUGUGGACGGCGUGCCGCUGCACAAUGCCAACCACAGUGAUGCCCUCAUUGUGUUGGCUCAGUGCGGCCAGGAAGCCCUGUUCCAGAUAGAGUAUGAUGUCACCAUCAUGGAUACAGUAACGAACGCUUCUGGUCCACUAUUAGUGGAAAUUGCGAAGUCACCAGGAGCAACGCUGGGUAUCACGCUGACAUCGGCCAAUCAUCGAAACAAGCAGGUCAUCGUCAUCGACCGGGUAAAACCUGGCAGCGUGGUGGACAGAUGUGGAGCGUUGCAUGCUGGGGAUCACCUGCUGUCCAUAGAUGGGACGUCAACAGAACACUGCACAGUCCUGGAGGCAACACAGCUAUUGGCAAGCACAACAGAACUGGUCAAAUUGGAAAUACUCCCUUCCCAUCAAACAAGGCUAACUGGGAAACAGCACGACACAGUGAAGGUUCAGAAGUCAGACCACCCCCACUCCUGGGACCCCUGUGUAAACUACUGUCACCCUCCAAACUCCACCCUCUGCAACACAAGCUCCACCCUCAACAAGUCGUGGACCGCCUCAAACAACAACACCAUCAACAGCCUCGACUACUGCAAGUCUCUGGUAUCUGCCAGUUUCUCUCCCGGCUCUACGACCACGUCGGGCCCCAGUAGCCAGAGCUCCAGCACUUUGCCCAGGCCUACAGUUCCCAUGAGUCCACGUAAUUCACUGCUCAAACGACGGCAGAGAAAGAAAGAGCACAAAAGCUCCUUGUCCCUGGCGUCCAGUUCGGUGGGUCCGGGCGGUCAGGUCGUUCACGUAGAGACCAGUGAGGUGAUCUUAACAGGCGACCCACUCAAUGGCUUCGGUGUUCAGCUUCAAGGAGGAAUAUUUGCCACUGAAACACUGUCUGCACCCCCACUCAUCCGAUUCAUAGAGCCCGACAGCUCUGCAGAGAGGUGUGGCCUGCUUCAGGUUGGAGACCGCCUCCUGUCAAUCAACGGAAUCCCAACAGAAGACGGAACACUGGAGGAAGCCAAUCAACUUCUCCGAGAUGCGGCUCUGACCAAUAAGGUCACGCUGGAGAUAGAAUUUGAUGUAGCAGAGUCAGUGGUGCCUAGUAGCGGUACUUUCCACGUCAAACUGCCGAAGAAGAGAGGAGUGGAGCUGGGGCUCACCAUCAGUGCCAGUAAGAAGCCAGGGGAGCCCCUCAUCAUCUCUGACAUCAAGAAAGGCAGCAUGGCCCACAGAACAGGAACUUUGGAGCCUGGUGAUAAGCUGUUGGCCAUUGACAACAUCAGACUUGAGAACUGCUCCAAAGACGAUGCAGAGCAGAUUCUCCAGCAGUGCGAGGAACUGGUAAAACUAAAGAUCCGCAAAGAUGAAGACAACUCAGAUGAGCAGGAGACAUCAGGCAGCAUCAUCUACACAGUGGAGCUGAAGCGGUACGGAGGCCCCUUGGGUAUCACCAUCUCAGGCACUGAGGAGCCUUUUGACCCCAUCACUAUAUCUGGCCUAACCAAGAGAGGCCUGGCCGAGAGGACAGGGGCUAUUCAUGUAGGGGAUCGGAUCCUGGCUAUCAACAGCGUCAGUCUUAAAGGCAAGCCUCUGAGUGAAGCCAUCCACCUGCUGCAGAUGGCUGGAGAGACAGUCACCCUCAAGAUAAAAAAGCAACUUGACAGUUUAGAGGAGAGGAAAGCAACAGAGAUCGAGGACACAACAGAAAAUGAGCUGAGUGACCCUGAGGAGGACGAUUUGACGGACAGCCAACAGACCAAUAAGCUUUCUGAGCUUUACUCCACGACCAUACCCAGUGUGGACUCUGCCAUGGAGUCAUGGGAUGGCUCAGGACUGGACGCCGGCUAUGGCAGCCAGGGCACAUACAGCAAUCAAGCAGCCGGCAUCGCCCUCCACCCUCAUGAGUGGCGUAGCGCCAAGCAGCAGCAGCGCAGCAGCACACCUCCACCUGGACGCCGGAAGAACUACCCCUUCAGCGACGGAGGGUUCAGUGAGGAUGACUGGGACAAACCACCAGGAUUCAUUGGCCAACAACCAGAUGGUAUUCUGUUGGAUCCAGAUGACAGUUUCUGGUGUCAGGCGCUGGAGGAUCUGGAGACCUGCGGCCAGUCAGAACUACUCAGAGAGAUAGAGGCAUCCAUCAUGACAGGCACAGCCAUCAGUCUGGGCGUAGAUGGUGUCAACAAGCCUCCAGCUGAGCCCAUAUUAAGCCACAACAGGAUGAGCCCAUUGCGGAGAAAUUCUCUCCUGCACCAGGGAAACCUGCUGCACCAGGGCACACACCUCCACCAGGGGGCCCAUCUGCACGAGGAGGCCCACCUGCAUGAAGAGGCCCAACUCCACCAAGACACCCACCUGCACCAGGAGACCCAUUUCAACCAGGAGGCCCACCUGCAUCAGGGGGCCCAAUUCCACCAAGAUAACCAAUCUCCACUCCUGCACCACGAGCCCAAGCCCAAGGCCUCAUUAAGAGUGUCAGAGAGAACGUGGGAGUCUCGUCGGAUCAAGGAGGAGAUGCAGGGGAUUCUGUCCCCAACGCCUCUGGAGCUGCACAAAGUAACCGUGAUAAAGGACCCAGAGAGCGAUGACUUUGGUUUCAGUGUUUCAGACGGUUUCUUGGAGAAGGGAGUUUAUGUCAACAUGAUCAGACCUGACGGGCCAGCGGACCGAGCCGGGCUCAAACCCUACGACAGGAUCCUGCAGGUGAACCAUGUUAGGACGAGGGACUUUGACUGCUGCCUGGCGGUGCCUCUCAUCACAGAGGCUGGAGACAGACUGGAGCUGGUCAUCAGCCGCAACCCACUGGCCAACGAUGAUCCAGAGGACAAUAACAACACUUUAGACCACCCGCUAGACCUGUAACACACACACACACACACACACACACAAGACAGACAGAUGAAUCUCUAGAUAUACACACACAUACAUUCACUCUGUCACACUCAGGCAGAAAACAUAUUAUAAGUGGUGAUGAAAUAUAAACUUAUAUCUACUGGAACUGGCCCAAACAUACACACACAAACACACACUCAUUCCACCGGCUUGCAAUAAUUCUACUUAAACACAAAGACUCCUCCAGAAACACACACACGCAAACACUUGCAUGCUCACACAGUCGCCCCCUCCCAUUCACAUUGGGUUGAACUGCUGUUAUACAGUACAUUUCUUUAAGAAAGCACUGCCAGAGUGCAGAAAAACCACCAGAGGAUCUCCUGACGACUAGCUUGGAGUGUUGGUCCAACAUAAACAGCCACUAACUUGGCACUUUAACCAGCCAUUUUAACCAAUUCUGACUCUUUACUUAAAACAAACUAAUAAAAACCUGCAAUUUGAGCAAGGUAAUUUCAGCUGUUUUUAAUGCCAGGCCACAGGUUUAUAGAAAUUUCCAGUGCUGAUGGUUCCAGAAGGAUCUGCCUUACUACACAAUAUUGUUAGUGAUUUUGGGAAAUUUCAAGUGAAACAGAAUUGAUUAGAAGAGAAAUUGCCUUGCUCACUUUUCAAAUUUUAUUGGUUUCAAGAAAGAAAGGCUGAUGAGACUCAAUAGAAGAUCAACUGUUUAUAAAGGAAUUGUUUUUUUUAUAUAUUGUGUCUGACUGUGGUCUAUACAGAUGUAGCCAUUGUAGAGGUCCAUAUUGCUGCUAAGAGUCUGCUCAAAUAACUGCUGCUCCAAUGCAAUUCCCAAGAGUAAUUUCCUGGAAAGGUCAAAGUUAGCUCUUUUUCCAGCUGUCGCACGAAGGCGUACUUCUAUACUGGAUACCACUGCACAUCAUAAGGUCAGCACAGUGACAUUUAAAAAAAAAUCUUAAUUUGUGCCAUCAUUUCAAGGUCAAGACAGUGAUGUCAUCACAACUGCCAAACUCUGUUGUUCAAUCAAAGUCACUGAGGGAAAGGAUUGCUCUCCUCUCCUAAUGAAAAAAUGUUAUCUUAAAUGGAAGUUACUAGCAAAGGCAAAUUAUGCUGCAACACAAUCGGGCAGCAGAGCUUAUGGAGAUGCCCCGGAGAAAACUGUGUUGCCAACAGAAGAACAUCUUCCUGCAACAUUGAGAAACUUUUUUGAUUUGGUCUUUUGUUUUUCCUUUUACCAGCUGCUGGGAGAGCUGUCCAUCUAUGUUACCCAAGUCUGUCAUCACAGUUGUCUGAGAGCACUGGGCUAAUCACUGGCUUACAAAGUCAAAGAGUAGUAGCAACUAUAUAUGUAUUACAGAGAGAGAUCACAAUUGGGGUUGAGAUCCAGCAUUAUCACAAAUAACACCUAUUUAUGCUAUUAAAGGUGCUGUGUGUAGCACUAAAGAGAAAUUCAGUACCACAUAUUUUUUUAGAAAUUAGUAUAAUUGCUAUGAACAAACAAGUCAAGUACAGUCUGUCAGUAUUCUUCAGAAACAAACAGAGGUAAAGCUUGUGAAAA
Molecule: messenger RNA, 5867 nt
Organism: Lates calcarifer (barramundi perch)
Lineage: Eukaryota; Metazoa; Chordata; Actinopteri; Centropomidae
Gene: grip2b
Product: glutamate receptor interacting protein 2b
Biological process (GO): neurotransmitter receptor transport, endosome to postsynaptic membrane
Molecular function (GO): protein binding
Source: RefSeq, a predicted model, not a curated record